AUGCCUUCGACCACUCUUCCGUCUGUGAGCCCCGUUCCUGUAUCUUCGCAACCUUCUCUUAGUCCGAUUUCUUCCCUAAACGGUGGAAAUAACGGUAACGACUAUCAUAUGCCGCAUCAUAUGCAUCAUCAGGGAAAUGCUACAAGUGCUGCUUAUCAUCAUUCCCCUCCUCUUGAGCAUGCUCAACAACCAAAUCAAGAGGUUUCAAAUUAUAGUAAUAAUGGUACAUCUGUGAGCAUGCCUUCUCCACCUGCUAGCAUUCCUCCAAUAAUUCUUGAAGCUCCUACGGCGGCUGCUCAACGUAUCGAUGAGACUCCAAUGACCUAUCUCAAUAAAGGACAAUAUUAUGGUAUAUGUUUGCAAGAUCAAGACAAAUAUGAUGGAGAAUUUACCAGUAUUGUUAAGGUUAUGUUUCACGAUGAUGCUCAUCGCAAAAUGGCCUCGACUUAUUGGAGUUUUUGGUUGACACAACAAGCGUCUCCAAAAACUGCCAGGGCUAUUGAUAUUGACAAAGCCGCUUCAACUGGAAUUAAUAACGUAGAAACUAAAACUUUUGAUAGAGUGCAAUUUCGAUGGAAUGGCAAAAAGGGUAUUCCUCUAAGAAUACAUAUAGAGACUAAAACUGAAAAUGGUGCGACUAGCAACUCUAUUGAGAAGGCCUUUGCAAAAGUUAAACUUUUUAGAGAUAAGGGUGCUGAACGUAAAAAUAAAGACGAUCAAAAGCAUCUUGAAAAGAUGGUUGAAAAAAUGAGGGGUAAAUCAUCACAAGAACCUACAUCACCCAUGAUCAUGAUGUACGCACCUCCGAAUGCUAUGACCGUAUUUACAGAAAUUACUGGAAAUAAUGAUGCUUCUGAUGAUGAAGAAGUUCAAAGCCUGUCCGAAACGUUGAAUAACCUUGAUCCAGACGUAGAAGGUGGUGAACUCAUGACUCUUCAGUUAGGUAAACGUAGGAGAUUUUCCAUGGGUCCUGAUUUCUUAGAACCUUUGGAUUGUGAUCCAACGUACAUUCCACAUUUACGAAAACGUCGUGCUGUUCUCUGCAUUUAUGUUAAAUUACCUGGUGAAUCCGCAUAUCGCGCUGUUUAUCUCAACCACCUUACGGUUCAAGAUCUUAUAUCAAAGCUUUCCGAUAAACUAUCUGAAAAAGUUGACCUUCAAGGUCAAACUAUUACGAAUGUAAUUAGGUGCACUAAGCGUAAUCUAACUGUUCGUCUUGAUGAUGAAUCAAUUCAUCAAAUUGAUGACGAACAAGACAUGGAAGUAGAGAUUGAUUUAGGAAUAUUAUUGAAAAAAAAAGAUGGCCUUGCUAAUAAUUUUGAUAUUUUUGAUAUUUUUUGUGGUAUUGAAUUUUAA
Molecule: messenger RNA, 1356 nt
Organism: Racocetra fulgida
Lineage: Eukaryota; Fungi; Glomeromycota; Glomeromycetes; Diversisporales; Gigasporaceae
Source: the annotation of a GenBank genome assembly